GAUGGCGGUGCGGAAGAAAGACGGCGGCCCGAAUGUAAAAUAUUUCGAAGCGUCUGAUACCGUUUCUCAGUUUGAUAAUGUCCGCGUCUGGCUGGGAAAGAAUUACAAAAAGUACAUCCAGGCCGAGCCCCCCACCAACAAGUCUCUGUCCAGCCUGGUGGUCCAGCUGCUCCAGUUCCAGGAGGAGGUGUUUGGUCGGCAUGUCAGUAACCCUCCGCUCACCAAGCUGCCAAUGAAGUGUUUUCUGGACUUCAAGUCAGGAGGGGCUCUCUGCCACAUCCUGGCUGCUGCCUACAAGUUCAAGAGUGACCAAGGAUGGCGCAGGUUUGACUUCCAGAAUCCGUCGAGGAUGGACCGAAAUGUCGAGAUGUUCAUGACGAUCGAGAAGUCCUUAGUGCAGAACAACUGCCUGAGUAGACCAGUCAUCUACCUGAGCUCUGACAUAGAGCCAAAACUGCUUGGGAAGCUGAAAGACAUCAUCAAAAGACAUCAGGGUUCAGUAACUGAGGACAAGGCCUCCAGCUCCCAUGUUGUUGUUCCUAUUCCUACCAGCCUGGAGGAAGAGGAGUGGGUGCGUCCUGUGAUGAAGAGAGAUAAGCAAGUGCUGCUCCACUGGGGAUAUUUUCCUGACGGUUAUGAUACCUGGAUCCCAGCCAGUGAGAUUGAGGCUGCUGUGGAGGAUCCUCCCAGCCCAGAAAAGCCCAGGAAGGUCCAUGCCAAGUGGAUUUUAGACCUGGACCAGUAUAACGAGUGGAUGAAUGAGGAGGACUAUGAAGUGGGCGAGGGCUGCCCUAAGAGGAAGAGGAUCUCAGCCAAAACCCUGACAGAUGAGGUGACCACACCUGACGAGCGGAGGGACAAGAAGCCUGGCAGCGCCAAGAAGAGGAAGAGGUCACCGUCGCCCUCCCCUACCCCUCCGCCUCAGGAGAGCAAGAAGAAGAAUACCAAAAAAGGGCCAACGACCCCGUACACCAAGUCUAAACGGGGCCAAAGGGAGGAGGAACAGGAGGAUCUAAGUAAAGACUUGGAUGAAGCAUCACCUGUUCCAGCAUCUGAAGAGGGAAACCCACCUAAGACAAAUAGCACCAAGAAGGACUCUGAUUCAACUCCAGUCAAGGGAGGAACAGAUAUGGACGAGCAAGAGGAUGAGUCCAUGGAAACAGCAGGCAAGGAGGAGGAGGAAGGCUCUCCGAGCGUGAAGGGUGAACCAGUGAAAGGCUCUGACCUUCACGAGGACAAUGUGACUGAGCAAACUCAUCACAUUAUUAUACCGAGCUACGCUGCCUGGUUUGACUAUAACAGUGUUCAUGCCAUUGAGCGCCGAGCCCUGCCAGAGUUUUUCAAUGGGAAGAACAAAUCCAAAACCCCAGAGAUUUACCUGGCGUACAGGAACUUCAUGAUCGACACCUACCGACUGAACCCUCAGGAGUACCUGACCUCCACUGCCUGCCGCAGGAACCUGGCAGGAGACGUGUGUGCAAUCAUGAGAGUCCACGCCUUCCUGGAGCAGUGGGGCCUGAUCAACUACCAGGUGGACUCCGAGAGCCGACCCACACCCAUGGGUCCCCCACCCACCUCUCACUUUCAUGUCCUGGCAGACACUCCAUCCAGUCUGGUACCCCUGCAGCCCAAGACGUCCCAGACCCCUGCUACCCAGCAGAUAAUGUCCUUCCCAGAUAAAGUGAAGGAGAAACCAGCAGAUCUGCAAAACUUUGGGCUGCGGACUGACAUGUACAGCAAGAAGACUGGCUCUGCAAAGAGCAAGAGUACAGCGAGCUCUAUGAGGGAGUGGACAGAACAAGAAACACUACUACUACUUGAGGGGUUGGAGAUGUACAAGGACGACUGGAACAAGGUUUCAGAACAUGUGGGCAGCCGUACGCAGGAUGAGUGCAUCCUGCACUUCCUGAGGCUGCCCAUUGAAGACCCUUACUUGGAGGACAACUCCUCGUCCCUAGGACCACUGGCCUACCAGCCGGUACCUUUCAGCCAGGCAGGAAACCCUGUCAUGAGCACAGUGGCCUUCCUCGCCUCUGUCGUCGACCCACGCGUAGCCUCGGCUGCAGCCAAGUCUGCUCUGGAGGAGUUUUCUCGUAUGAAGGAAGAGGUUCCUGCAGCGCUUGUUGAGGCUCAUGUGCGGCGGGUGGAGGAGGCAGCGAGGGUCAGUGGCCGACAGGACCCGCUGUAUGGCCUGGAGGGUAGUGGCAUCGCAGGCACUGGCCUAGAGGAGGGAGACAGACCUGAUGAAAGCAGUGAUGAAAGUAAGAGUGACAGCCAACCCAGUGAAGAGAAGAGGGAGGCCAAGGACAGCAAAGAUGGGGCGACUGAGGAAGAGGAGAAGCAGGCGGAGAAUGGGAAGAAGGAAGAAGAAAGAGGAAGAGAACAAGAAGGCGAGAGAGAGGCGGACAAAACAGAGUCAGAGAUGGGUGAUGGGGAGAAGGAGAAGGAUGGAAAAGAGGGCACAGAGGAAGGACAAAGAGAAGCAGAGAGCGAAGGAGAGAGGAAGGCUAAGGUGGAGCGUGAUGUGGGAGAGGGGAACCUGGCCACCGCUGCUGCGUCUGCACUCGCUGCUGCUGCUGUCAAAGCCAAGCACCUGGCUGCAGUGGAAGAGAGGAAGAUCAAAUCUCUUGUGGCUCUGCUGGUGGAGACCCAAAUGAAGAAGCUGGAGAUUAAACUGCGACACUUUGAAGAACUGGAAACCAUCAUGGACAGAGAGAGGGAGGCUUUGGAGUACCAACGUCAGCAGCUGCUGGCUGACCGUCAGUCCUUCCACAUGGAGCAGUUGAAAUACGCCGAGAUGAGAGCCCGCCAGCAGCACUUCCAGCAGAUUCAGCACCAGCAGCACAGCCAGGCCGGGGGCCCUCAUGCCAACCAGGCUGCUCCAGCACCCCCACCCCAGGGUCCGACCGCAAGUCAGCAAGCUCCCAGCACACCAGCGCUGCAGCCGGCCCCCAGCCCUGCACCUCCAGCCUCUGCCCCGGCCCCUGAGUCCCAACCACCUCAGGGUGCUCACACCUCGCCCCCCUGCCCCCCAGGCUCGACCCCCGCUGCCCACUCCAGCUCCAGCUCCAGCACUACUCCUGUACUCCAUGAGCCCACCGCCCCUCUUCCCGGGGAAACACUCCACCCUUCAGCUCCAGUCCCACCUCCACAGUGAGAGAAAACUACAUUGCCUGAGAAUCCGAAUGACUCUGACCACUUUAAACCCUGCCGGUAUCAUCUGAAAUGAAGAAGUCAUAAACCGAAGGAAGAGAAACACACUUUACAUGUUCAGCUCUUUUUUUUAUUUGUUUUUUGUUUUUCAACAGGACAAUUGAUGUGAGAAAAAAAAAAAGAGAUUACAUCUAAAUCAAACCAGCUCUACUUUGACUCUCUGUUGAAAAAGAAGUCCCUUUUAAAUUGAAUCUGCCUAUGAAGAAAAUGUACUUUCAAACCGAAGCUGUUCAUCCUGUGCGGUCGAUCGGACAGCAACAUUUCACUUCCUAAUUGUAAGCUUAACAACAGAGAUCUGGUGAACUAAGAGGGUCUUAACCAACAUGCUGCCACUCAAGGAGAAGAAGAGAAAAGACUCAUCUUGUGUUUUCAGUGUUUUGGAAAUUGUUGCAUUUAUUUUUUCUGCAACAGUUUGUCACAGCUUGUGAAGUCCCGUGCUUUACUGUCUCUCCAGAGUUUCCCCCUUGUACUGUAGGUACUAAUUCAAAUACACAGUAUGUAAGAGAAAAAUGCACUUUUAACAUGUUUCCCAAGGUCUCAUUGAAAGACUUGAAGCAUCCAUGAAAUUGAACUUUAGCACUUAUAUCGUCCUUUUGUUGUCUUAAAUACUUUUUCAUGCUGAAGUUUUUGGAAACUUGAUUGGGAAUGUUACUUUUUCCUCUCAAUUGCUUUUUUUUGUAUUACAUGGACAAACGGUCACUCGACAGGGUCUGGCCUCAAUGUCUCUCCAGAGAAUUGUCUGUAAUGAAUGAAAACGAAUCGAAAGCCAGUUGGAAAUUAAGUUGGUUCGGAUGCAGUUUGAGACAAUGUACUGUAAACUGGAUUUUCUGUUACAAACGCAUCUUGUGCUGGCCUGUAAUGAUACUAUUUGAAAGUACUGACAGCAUUAGAUCAUCAUCCUGAAAAGACCUCUCUAAUAAUGUCCUUCCUUUCAACAGCACUUAGAGAAAAACAUGUCAGCGAUGACGUUCAUGUUUUUCAAAUCUGGAUCAACUGAAAAACAUCCAGGUUAUAGUUUUGUGAGGAAUGUAGUUUUGUUCAAAAGACUGAAAGUCUGGGAAUAAUAAUUCUAACAGUGACCGGAUAAGUGUUUGUUUGUUUUUUUUUUUUUUUUUUUCAUAAUUUGACUUUGUGUUUAUUGCUAAACCAAAAUGUUUUUAUAAUCAUGUUUAUCUCGCAUUUAUUCAAUGAGUUUAAUUGUGGUUGCUUGGGAAAUUAAGAGGAUGUUUUUUUAGCAGCUUGUUUUUGCUGGUGCAUUUCAAGUUACACAUGGAAGAAAUGUGAAUGCUGUCAAAAAAAAAACAAGGGCGCUUGCACCUUAAACAGCUGACAAUGGAGAAUUGUGUCCUUAAUAUCUGCAACAAUAUCCUCACUUUUUAUCCUAUCAAGUUUUAUAUUUUUUACUGUCUGUUUUUUCAUCUUCUUUCUUUGAUAUGUCAACAUUGUAACUGUAUAUUGUUACCUUUGUAGCCUAUAUUUACCCUCUCCACUGUUGUGUAUGAAUCAAGCAGGUCUGUUGGAUCCGUCUUGAGAUGUGACUGUGAGCAUGUGUGUAUGUGAACGCAUGCCAUUAAGAGCUGUAAACCACAUUACCGUUCAGUUUUAUUUCCAGUGCCAUUCGUCGUGUGUCACAAAGUUUGAAGAAUAAAAAAAAAAAGAAAACUGGCUUCGUUCUGCACACGACACGCCACGUCAGUGUCAUGAAAUAUAAUCCAGUCAGAAGGUGAAACUUUACAGUUAAUGUCCGUCAAGCCAGUAUUGCAGACCUCACCACAGCAGUGAGCAUAUAUGGACUUCUUUUAUCUGUGUUAUUACUACAUUGUGUGGAUUUUGUGAUAUGAAAUAAGUGUAUGUUCAGUUUCUGUAUGUUUUUCACUAUGCUGAAGGUAGCAGCAAUUGCAUUGAUUAUUAUACAGUAGAAAUCAAUUUUUCCUCAAUAAAUCAUCACAUUUGUGCUGACGGUUACUCUGGCAGUUUGUAUUAGAAAAAAGGUAAAACAAAAGGUUCAGGUUUUGAUUACAAAAUGUUUGGGAAAAAAAUAAAGAUGUGAUGAGGAUA
Molecule: messenger RNA, 5271 nt
Organism: Perca flavescens (yellow perch)
Lineage: Eukaryota; Metazoa; Chordata; Actinopteri; Perciformes; Percidae
Gene: smarcc2
Product: SWI/SNF related BAF chromatin remodeling complex subunit C2
Exons: 26
Coding region: 2-3157 (1051 amino acids)
Biological process (GO): cell projection morphogenesis
Cellular component (GO): synapse
Molecular function (GO): protein binding
Source: RefSeq, a predicted model, not a curated record